Huiozyma naganishii CBS 8797 is the source of this 246-nucleotide messenger RNA. RefSeq names its product Kti11p (gene KTI11). Gene Ontology annotation, molecular function: metal ion binding. Gene Ontology annotation, biological process: protein histidyl modification to diphthamide. NCBI's taxonomy places the organism in Eukaryota, Fungi, Ascomycota, Saccharomycetes, Saccharomycetales, Saccharomycetaceae. The transcript has a single exon. The record is from RefSeq and is a predicted model, not a curated record. The coding region runs from base 1 to 246 and encodes 81 amino acids.
AUGUCCACCACCUAUGACCAGAUAGAAAUAGAGGACAUGACGUUCCACCCGGAGCUGGAGAUGUUCACGUACCCGUGUCCAUGCGGGGACAGAUUUGAAAUCCUGCUCGAUGACAUGUUCGAUGGGAUUAAACUGGCCGUCUGUCCCAGCUGUUCGCUCAUGAUAGACGUCAUUUUUGAAGUGGAGGACCUCGCCGAAUACUACGAGCAGGCAGGGAUUGCUCUCCCAGAGGGCAUCGCCGCCUGA